AUGGGGCUGUCGUGCCGCAUGUGCCGCGUGUGCCUCUUGCUGGCACUCACCCUGGCCCCAGUGGGUGCUGGCACCUGGCAGUGCCCCCGCAUCCCUUACAGCUCCACCAGGAACUUCUCUGUCCCCUACGCACUGCCCAGCCUCGACGCCGGCAGCCCCGUGCAGAACGUCGCUGUCUUCACUGACUCCACUGGCCCGGCCGCUGUCUUCGUGGCCAUCCGCAACCGCAUCUUGCUGGCCAGCCCCGAGCUGCGCCUCCUCUCUGUCCUCGUCACCGGCCCGGUGGGCAGCGCCGAGUGCGAGAUCUGCCGCCUGUGCCCAGCUGCCGCGGAUGGCCCCAAGGACACGGACAACGUCCUGCUGCUGCUGGACCCGCUGGAGCCAUGGCUGUACAGCUGUGGCACGGCGCAGCACGGGCUGUGCUACCAGCACCAGCUGGAGGUGCGGGAUGGCGAGGUGGCCAUCACGACCACGCGCUGCCUGUACUCGGCCAUGGGCAACAGCCCCGCAUCCUGCCCCGACUGCGUGGCCAGCCCCCUGGGGACCAGUGCCACCGUGGUGGCCACCUCCUAUGCCUCUUUCUUCUACCUUGGCUCCACCAUCAACAGCAGCGUGGCGGCACGGUACAGCCCACAGUCGGUGUCCGUCCGCAGGCUGAAGGGCACCUUGGACGGCUUUUCGGAUGACUUCCGGUGGCUGACGGUGCUGCCACAAUACCGGGACAACUACACCAUCCACUACGUGCAUUCCUUCACUGACGGGGACCACGUCUACUUCCUGACGGUGCAGCCGGAGCGGCCGGGCUCGGCGGCGUACCACACGCGCCUGGCACGGCUCAGCACCCACGAGCGCGACCUCCGCCGCUACCGCGAGCUUGUCCUCGACUGCCGCUUCGAGUCCAAGCGGCGACGGCGGCGGCGCAACGGCGAGGAGGAUGCCGAGCGGGACAUCGCCUACAACGUACUGCAGGCAGCCCACGCUGCCCGCCCUGGUGCCCGCCUGGCCCGCGACCUCGGCAUCAACGACACCGACACGGUGCUCUUCGGCGCCUUCGCUGAGAGCCGGCCAGAGAGCCGGGUGCCACGGGAGGACUCGGCCGUCUGCGCCUUCCCCCUCCACCUCCUCAACCAGGCCAUGGAGGAGGGCAUGGACAAGUGCUGCGGCACCGGGCACCAGCCGCUGCUGCGGGGGCUCAGCUUCUUCCAGCCGGUGGAGUACUGCCCGCACAAUGUGAACCUCUCGGCGCCGGUGGCCAACACCAGCUGCUGGGACCAGCCCACCCUCGUCCCCGCCGCCUCCCAUAAGGUAGACCUGUUCAACGGGCACCUGGCCGGCGUCCUCCUCACCUCCAUCUUCGUCACCGCCCUGGGGGACGUCACCGUGGCCCACCUGGGCACAGCGGAGGGACGCAUCUUCCAGAUGGUGCUCCAGCGCUCCAGCUCCUACCUCCUCACCUUGGCCAACUUCUCUCUGGGGGAGCCGGGGCCGGUGCGGGGUGCCAUGGGGCUGCAGAGCCACUCGCUGUUCUUCGCCGCCAGCACCAAGGUGUGGCGCCUGAACGUCACCGGCCCCGGCUGCCGCCACUUCUCCACGUGCCAGCGCUGCCUGCGGGCUGAGCGCUUCAUGGGCUGCGGCUGGUGCGGGGACGGGUGCAUGCGCCGCCACGAGUGCACCGGCCCCUGGGUCCAGGACAGCUGCCCACCCGUCCUCACCGACUUCCACCCCCGGAGCGCCCCGCUGCGAGGCCGGACACGGGUGACACUGUGUGGCAUGACCUUCCACUCCCACUCAGACCCUGACCCCCGCCGCAGCCCCCCUGGUGUCUAUCGGGUGGCGGUGGGACGGCGAGACUGCGCCGUGCUGCCAGAGGAGAGCAGGAGCCACAGACCCCUGCCCACCUCCCGCCGCAAGGACUUUGUGGAUGUGCUGGUGUGUGAGCUGGAGCCGGGAGGCCUGACAGCAGCGGGGGGCCCGGCCGACGUGGUGCUCACCGUGGAGGAACCCGCCGGACCCUCCAGCUUCCGUGUCCACGGCUCCGCCACCCUCGGUGGCUUCGUCUUCGUGGAGCCCCACAUCAGCACCCUGCACCCCCUGUUUGGCCCCCAGGGGGGUGGCACCCACCUCUCCCUGCGUGGCACUCACCUCUCGGCGGGGAGCAGCUGGCAGGUGAUGGUCAACGGCUCCGAGUGCCCCCUGGCCGGGCAGCCCAGGCAGGGUGACGGGGCGAUUCAGUGCACGGCUCCCGCCGCUGGUGGCCUGGGUGCAGCCUGGGUGGCCCUGUGGAUCGAUGGGGAGGAGUUCCCAGCCCCCCUGCCCUUCCAGUACCGCCCUGACCCCUUCGUUUCGGCCAUCGUCCCCAGCUGCAGCUAUGAGGGCUCAAUGCUCACCAUCAUUGGCACCCACCUGGACUCGGUGUAUCGCGCCAAGAUCCGCUUCGAAGCCAACGGCGUGAGGACUGAAGCCACGGAGUGCGAGGGCCCGCGGGCACCGGACUGGCUGCUGUGCCACAGCCCAGCCUUCCCCUUCGAGAGCAAGGUGGAGACAGCGCCGGGGAACCUGAGCGUGCUGCUGGACGGCGCCGCCGGCCGCUGGCUCUUCCGCCUCCGCUAUUACCCCCCACCCAAGGUCUUCCCCUUGGAGCCGGAGGGCGGGCACCUGCGCCUCAAGCCUGGCGACGACGAGAUCGAGGUGCACCAAUUGGGGCUGGACGCUGUGGCCGCCUGCAUGAACAUCACCAUGACGGUGGGGAGCCGGGACUGCCACCCCAAUGUGCUGAAGAACGAGGUGACUUGCCGCCUGCCCCGCGAGCUGCGCCUGCCCCCAGCCGGGGCCCCUGUGGAGAUCUGCGUGAACGGCGCCUGCAAGGCGCUGGGCUGCGUGCUGCCCCCCGCCACGUCGCUGGACCUGGCCGCCAGCCUGGCCCUGGGCACCGGUGUCACCUUCCUGGUCUGCUGCGUCCUGGCUGCCGUGCUGCUCCGCUGGCGCUGGAGGAAGAGGAGUGGGACGGAGAACCUGGAGCUGCUGGUGCAGCCCGGCCGCAGCGACCCCCCCGCCACCACCCAGCGCCCCGGCGUCGACUACAGGGAGGUGCUGGUGCUGCCCACAGCGGGCAGUCCUGGCCCAGUGGGGCCCCGGGCACGCUUCGCCGGUGCUGGUGCCGGCAUGGCGGGCGGUGGCUCCCCCGUGCCCCUGCUCAGGGCCACAUCCUGCUGCCUGGAGGACCUGCGGCCGGAGCUGCUGGAGGAGGUGAAGGACAUCCUCAUCCCUGAGGAGCGGCUCGUCACCCACCGCCACCAGGUCAUCGGCAAAGGGCACUUCGGCAGCGUCUACCAUGGCACCUACACGGACCCGCUGCUGGGGGACCUCCACUGCGCCGUCAAGUCCCUGCACCGCAUCUCGGACGUGGAGGAGGUGGAGGAGUUCCUGCGCGAGGGCAUCCUCAUGAAGAGCUUCCACCACCCCCAGGUGCUCUCGCUGCUGGGGGUGUGCCUGCCCCGCCAUGGGCUGCCCCUUGUUGUCCUGCCCUACAUGCGCCACGGGGACCUGCGCCACUUCAUCCGCGCCCAGGAGCGGAGCCCCACGGUGAAGGACCUCAUCGGCUUUGGGCUGCAGGUGGCCCUGGGCAUGGAGUACCUGGCCCAGAAGAAGUUUGUGCAUCGGGACCUGGCGGCCAGGAACUGCAUGCUAGACGAGACGUUGACGGUGAAAGUGGCCGACUUCGGGCUGGCACGGGAUGUGUUCGGCAAGGAGUACUACAGCGUCCGGCGGCACCGCCACGCCAAGCUGCCCGUCAAGUGGAUGGCGCUGGAGAGCCUCCAGACCCAAAAAUUCACCACCAAGUCAGAUGUGUGGUCCUUCGGGGUGCUCAUGUGGGAGCUGCUGACGAGGGGGGCAUCGCCGUACCCCGGGGUGGACCCCUACGACAUGGCCCGCUACCUGCUGCGGGGGAGACGCCUGCCGCAGCCCCGCCACUGCCCCGACACCCUGUACGGGGUGAUGCUGAGCUGCUGGGCGCCGGCGCCCGAGGAGAGGCCGUCCUUCACGGGGCUGGUGGGCGAGCUGGAGCGUGUCCUGGCCACGCUGGAGGGUGAGCACUAUGUCAACCUGGCCGUCACCUACGUCAACCUGGAGCGUGGCCCCCCCUUCCCCCCUGCCCCCCCGGGGCAGCUGCCUGAUGGCGAGGAUGAGGAUGAGGAUGAGGAUAAUGAGGAGGAGGAAGAGGAGGAAGAGGAGGAAGAGGAGGAAGAGGAGGAGGACACGGCUGUGUGCUGA
Molecule: messenger RNA, 4272 nt
Organism: Gymnogyps californianus (California condor)
Lineage: Eukaryota; Metazoa; Chordata; Aves; Accipitriformes; Cathartidae
Gene: MST1R
Product: macrophage stimulating 1 receptor
Exons: 20
Coding region: 1-4272 (1423 amino acids)
Biological process (GO): cell surface receptor protein tyrosine kinase signaling pathway; positive regulation of kinase activity; nervous system development
Cellular component (GO): signaling receptor complex; membrane
Molecular function (GO): ATP binding; protein binding; transmembrane receptor protein tyrosine kinase activity
Source: RefSeq, a predicted model, not a curated record